ACAGUGUACGGCAAUCACUGGAAAAGAAGUUUGGGGAUACUAUUCCAAUCGCCCCCUCGGACGAAUUCCAGUCACGUAUUGCCGGAGCCUCGGAACGUGAUAUCGUGCAUUCUGGUCUUGAGUACACCAUGGAGCGUUCAGCCAAGCGCAUCAUGAAUAUCGCUGAAAGGUACAAUUUGGGCUAUGAUCUCCGGACAGCAGCGUACGCCAGUGCUAUUGAGAAGAUUUUCAACGUUUACCUGGAUGCCGGUGUACUCUUCUGCUAG
Messenger RNA from Dicrocoelium dendriticum, 266 nucleotides. NCBI's taxonomy places the organism in Eukaryota, Metazoa, Platyhelminthes, Trematoda, Plagiorchiida, Dicrocoeliidae. The record is from the annotation of a GenBank genome assembly.